UUAGUGGAAACACCAUCACCAUUUCACAAAGCAAACAAAACACAAAUCAGAUUCUCUUUUAUAUAUAUAUAUAUAGAGUAUAAACCUUUCAUUUCCUUCUCACCCAUCUCUUUCUUGGCUUCCACUUCAAAUGCCACCACCUCAUUCGCCGCUACCAUGUCCCAGCAGCCGCCACCAGCUUACCCCUCUGACUCAGCUGCCCCAAAUACAACUUUCGUCCAAGCUGACCCUUCAACGUUCAGGACAAUAGUUCAGAAACUAACCGGAGCAACAGACGGACCGUCCGCCCAAAAGCUCCCGGUAACCCACCCACUCCACAAUAUGGGCCCGAAACGACCCGCAUUUAAGCUCCAUGAACGAAGACAAACAGCCAAAAAGCUUGAAAUCAAACUCAACAACCCCAACAACGGAAACGUUUACGCUAACAGGAACUUCGAGCUUUGUUUCCUCAAGCAACGCGGAAAUCCUUUCCUCGUGUCGCCUGUUUCGACUCUUGAGUUUCUCUCGCGUGUUACCCCGAGGUCGCCGAGAGAGGAGGCGCACGCGCGCGGCAGUCCGAGGGAGCAGUGUGAGGAAAUAGAAGAAGAGAGAUGCAUUGCGGAGAAAGGAUUUUACUUGCAUCGGAGUCCGUUGAGUACGCCGAGAGGCGCUGAACCUGAACUUCUUCCAUUAUUCCCGUUGAGUUCUCCGAGAUCUAAUGAUCAUGGGGAUAAUUCUUGUAAUUAGCGAAUAAUUAAUUAAUUGAGGUUAACGGAGAUUAUAGCUUAAUAAUCACUUUGGAUUAGUGUUAAUGAGUUGUUUGACGUGAAAAAUAUUAAUACUAAUUUUAUUUUUA
This is a messenger RNA of Mangifera indica (mango), 835 nucleotides long. Its product is annotated as VQ motif-containing protein 11-like. The record is from RefSeq and is a predicted model, not a curated record. The transcript has a single exon. Bases 157 to 726 code for a protein of 189 amino acids. Lineage: Eukaryota; Viridiplantae; Streptophyta; Magnoliopsida; Sapindales; Anacardiaceae.